ACCUGCUUCACCAGAAUGCGCACCAGGGAGGAAGGAGACCCAGCAAUCGUCAAUGGGGUUUAUUGGUCCGAAUCCCUAAACAAAGUUUUUGUCGAUAACUUUGAUCGGGACCCCUCCCUCAUAUGGCAGUACUUUGGAAGUGCGAAGGGAUUUUUUAGGCAGUAUCCAGGGAUUAAAUGGGAACCAGAUGAGAAUGGAGUCAUUGCCUUUGACUGCAGGAACCGAAAAUGGUACAUCCAGGCAGCGACUUCUCCGAAAGACGUGGUCAUUUUAGUGGAUGUCAGUGGCAGCAUGAAAGGACUGCGUCUCACUAUUGCAAAGCAAACCGUCUCAUCUAUUCUGGAUACACUGGGGGAUGAUGACUUUUUCAACAUAAUUGCUUAUAAUGAGGAGCUUCACUACGUGGAACCUUGCCUGAAUGGGACGUUGGUGCAAGCUGACAGGACAAACAAGGAGCACUUCCGGGAGCAUCUGGACAAACUUUUUGCCAAAGGAAUUGGAAUGCUGGAUAUAGCUCUGAACGAGGCCUUCAACAUUCUCAGUGACUUCAACCACACAGGACAAGGAAGCAUCUGCAGCCAGGCCAUCAUGCUCAUCACCGACGGGGCGGUGGACACCUAUGAUACUAUCUUUGCGAAAUACAAUUGGCCAGAUCGCAAGGGCCAAGGAAACACUGAAAUAACAAAAUGUCCAGUUUGAUCUUCCCAUCACACAGUUGGGAAACCU
Messenger RNA from Leptonychotes weddellii (Weddell seal), 726 nucleotides. NCBI's taxonomy places the organism in Eukaryota, Metazoa, Chordata, Mammalia, Carnivora, Phocidae. The record is from RefSeq and is a predicted model, not a curated record.